Messenger RNA from Ricinus communis (castor bean), 6725 nucleotides. RefSeq names its product probable phosphoribosylformylglycinamidine synthase, chloroplastic/mitochondrial. NCBI's taxonomy places the organism in Eukaryota, Viridiplantae, Streptophyta, Magnoliopsida, Malpighiales, Euphorbiaceae. The record is from RefSeq and is a predicted model, not a curated record. Gene Ontology annotation, biological process: 'de novo' IMP biosynthetic process. Bases 1937 to 6178 code for a protein of 1413 amino acids. Gene Ontology annotation, molecular function: phosphoribosylformylglycinamidine synthase activity. The transcript has 4 exons.
CUGAACUAUUUAAAAGUGAUUUACUUAAAAAACUUUUUAAAAAUACAUGCUUAAAACGAAAGCAAACUUUAAAUAUAUAAUAAAUGAAACUUUAGCAAUUGCAUAUUGCCAAAAUAAAAUAAAAAUCAUGUUCUCACCGGAGAGAGAGUUUGGCUUAUGCUGGUACUAAUGAAUUCAGUGGAUUGUUAUUUUCUCGACUCCUCUAAAGCAGUGGCUGUUGGAGGCUUGACUAAUCAGUUAGGACUUUCUUUUUGCUGAUUAUUCAAGAUGUUGCUUGCAUGGCCCUUUGUGGCUAUAAUUUUGGCCAGAGCUAAGUGUUUCACCAAUGCCAGCCUUGUGUUGAAUUCCUGGUAAAAUCAGAGCAAUAAAAUAGCUGAAUGGGUCACAUUGGCUAGUGUUGGCCUCCUCAAAUAUGGGCUUGGCUUUCUGGUUUUGCUGCAAAUAUUGGGUUCUUGCUAUGCAAUUUGCUAGGGGAUUAUCCUUGGUCUCCCUUCAACGUUGGAGAUUAAGAAGUUGAUUCCUGAUAAAUGUCUUGGUGAAUUUCUUACUUUUAUUACUUAGCUCCUACUACUCAGUAUUUGGCUCUUCAAAGAGGCCAAAAAGUUGCUUUACAGGAAUUGGCUAGUCAACUCGUUCCAUAUUUUUUUACUAGUUGUAAUGAAAUUAAUAAUUUAAAAUUACAUUGGUAGAUUUAAUAAAAAAAUAUAAAAUUUGAUUUAUUUUAGUAAUUAAGCCUAUAAUAAACAUAAUGCAGAAAAUAAUUAUGUGAGUUAAAAACAAAAAUGAGGAUCCAAUACGAUAAAUGGAGUAAAUAUAAGGGCAUAAAUGAACUUUUUCCUUUUCAGAAAUCCCCAAAAUAUCCAACUGCUAAUUGGUAACUUCUUCCCAAAUUGGGGUUUAAGGUUCUAAAACCUUAUAUUAAACCAUUUUAUUUCCAUUUAUUUUUCUUUUCUUUUUUCCUCUGUACCACUGAUCACCGCCAGCACCAUCACCUUAAUACGAGAUUUUAUUCCAAUUUGCUUUUCUUCCAAGCACAGCUACUGCCGGACUCGUUCGUCUCUGCCUUUGCGCUUCCGCUGCCGACGUCGACUUCUCCUCUGCCUUUUGCGGUGAGAAAUAAAAGACUAUGUUUUGUGUUUUGAGAAACGUAUGGAAAGAAGGAAUUAAUAUAGAGAGUUUUAAUUUGGAAUUGACUCCUUGGCGUGGCCUCCUUUGGUUUUAAAUAUACUUUUUUUUUUUUUUGCUUAAUUUUGGUUUUAAAUAUACUGAUUUUUCUAUAUUUCUAUUCUUUUUCCUUGAUAACAAUUUUGAUAUUUUUUUUUUGUAUUUUUAUUUGCUUUGGUCUAUGCAUUUGGUUGCUGGAAGUAAUGGUGUACAGAAGUUUGGAUUUUUAUAACUUGCAAAUGGUGUACAGAUAUGUUCUACUCUUCUCUUCCUAAGCUGUUACAGAUUUUAUACAGAUAUGUUCAAAAUUUUAUAAAGUUUACUUUUCUUGUUUUCUUCUCUUAAUAUUGUUAUCAUUUAUUUUUAGACUUUGUUCAAUUUGCUGCAAUGAAUCUCCCUCUACUGCAUAAUUGUCUUGUUAACUGAAGGUGUAUGUAGGUGGCUUAUCAUUGUUUAAUUUGUUAAAGUUAGUAUGUUGGAGGUGAUGAGUUUGAUGGUUAUAGUGGACGAUGAUGGGAACUGCUGGUGGUGGUGAUGGUGAAUGGUGAUGUAGAUGAGAAAGAGUAGACAUGGUGGUGGGGAGUUUUUUUUUUUUUUUUUUCUUUUUAAAGAAAUGUAAUUAAUUUAAUAUUAUCUUGAUGCAUUUCUGGAAGUGAGUUACGCAUUUGAAGUUCAGCUAUUUUUGGGUUACUAUGUUCAUCCUUUUGGUCCUUAAAAUCAAUCUAUAUAUAUCUAGUAGCUUGAUUUUCUUUAGGGCUUAAAGGUUUUUGUAAUGGCUGGUGUCAGAGAGAUCAACUCAGCAGCAACCCAAUUCUUGCAAGGCUCCUCUAGGCAAACUCUGUUUUUACAGAGAGAUCUGUGUAUUAAUAGGAGAAACCAGUUGCUGUGGGGAACGCUUCGUAAUUGGAAGUCUCCUCUGAGUGUCGGUAAAAGGAAAGGUGUUUCAUUGAGGUGCUGUGCUCAAUCAAAGCCUAGAGCUGUAGUUUCUGGAGCGGCUAGUUCUAUUGAUGAACAAUCUAGUUUAAUUGAAAAGUCUGCUCAAGAAAUUGUCCAUUUUUAUCGUGUUCCAUUAAUUCAAGGGAGUGCUGCUCUUGAAUUGCUCAAGUCAGUUCAAACAAGAAUCUCUAAUGAUAUUGUUGGAUUACAGACUGAGCAAUGUUUUAAUGUUGGGCUUCAAUCUGAGAUUUCUAGUGAGAAACUUGGAGUUCUUAGGUGGCUCCUACAGGAAACAUUUGAGCCAGAGAAUUUGGGCACAGAGAGCUUUCUUGAGAAGAAAAAGAAAGAAGGUUUGAAUACUGUCAUAGUUGAGGUUGGGCCUAGGUUGUCUUUUACAACUGCCUGGUCUGCAAACGCGGUUUCAAUUUGUCGUGCUUGUGGGUUAACUGAAGUGACUAGAAUGGAACGGUCUCGAAGGUACUUGCUUUUUAGUCGGGGAGUCUUGCAAGAAGAUCAAAUUAAUGAGUUUGCUGGCAUGGUUCAUGAUCGGAUGACUGAGUGUGCUUAUACUCAGAAGCUGACAUCUUUUGAAACUAGUGUGGUUCCUGAGGAAGUUCGCUUUGUGCCUCUUAUGGAGAAGGGGAGGAAGGCUUUGGAAGAGAUUAAUCAAGAGAUGGGAUUGGCUUUUGAUGAGCAAGAUUUACAGUACUACACUAGGCUAUUUAAAGAAGAUAUCAAGCGAAAUCCAACAACUGUGGAAUUGUUUGACAUUGCUCAAUCUAACAGUGAACACAGCCGACACUGGUUUUUCACUGGAAAAAUGGUCAUUGAUGGGCAACCCAUGAAUAAAACUCUUAUGCAAAUUGUGAAGAGCACUUUGCAGGCUAACCCUAAUAAUUCAGUAAUUGGUUUCAAAGAUAAUUCUAGUGCAAUCAAGGGCUUCACGGUGAAGCAAUUGAGGCCUGUACAUCCUGGUUUGACAUGUCCACUGGAUGCCACUAUUCGUGACUUUGAUAUUCUAUUUACAGCUGAGACCCAUAAUUUCCCUUGUGCUGUGGCACCAUAUCCUGGGGCAGAGACAGGAGCUGGUGGCAGAAUUAGGGAUACCCAUGCAACAGGUAGGGGUUCAUUUGUUGUUGCAGCUACAGCUGGUUAUUGUGUUGGUAAUCUGAAUAUAGAGGGGUCUUAUGCUCCUUGGGAAGAUCAUUCUUUCACAUAUCCAUCAAACUUGGCAUCACCUUUGCAGAUUCUUAUUGAUGCUAGCAAUGGUGCGUCAGACUAUGGAAACAAAUUUGGGGAACCUCUGGUUCAGGGUUAUACUAGAACUUUUGGAAUGAGGCUUCCAAGUGGGGAGAGGCGGGAAUGGUUGAAGCCAAUUAUGUUCAGUGGGGGUAUUGGGCAGAUUGAUCACACCCACAUAACUAAAGGAGAGCCUGACAUCGGUAUGUUGGUUGUGAAGAUUGGAGGUCCUGCAUAUCGUAUAGGGAUGGGAGGUGGGGCAGCCUCAAGUAUGGUGAGUGGGCAGAAUGAUGCAGAGCUUGAUUUUAAUGCUGUACAACGUGGAGAUGCUGAGAUGGCACAGAAACUUUAUCGUGUUGUCCGCACCUGCAUUGAGAUGGGGGAGAAUAAUCCUAUUAUUAGCAUCCAUGAUCAGGGGGCUGGUGGCAAUUGUAAUGUUGUGAAGGAAAUUAUACAUCCAAAGGGAGCUGUCAUUGAUAUCCGGGCAAUUGUAGUUGGUGAUCAUACUAUGUCUAUUCUAGAGAUAUGGGGUGCUGAAUAUCAGGAGCAAGAUGCAAUCUUGGUGAAGCCUGAGAGCCGUGAUCUCCUGCAAUCAAUUUGUGAAAGAGAAAGGGUGUCAAUGGCUGUUCUUGGGGCAAUUAAUGGUGAGGGGCGUGUUGUCUUGGUAGACAGUGCAGCUAUUGAAAAAUGCCGUUCAAGCGGACUCCCUACUCCUCCACCUGCUGUGGAUCUUGAGCUGGAGAAAGUACUUGGUGACAUGCCUCGGAAGACGUUUGAAUUCCAGCGGGUGGUUAAUGCAAAAGAGCCGCUUGAUAUUGCGCCAGGGAUCACUGUAAUGGAGGCUUUAAAGAGGGUAUUGAGACUUCCUUCUGUAUGUUCAAAACGCUUCUUGACAACAAAAGUGGAUAGGUGUGUUACAGGUCUGGUAGCACAGCAGCAAACUGUUGGUCCUUUACAGAUUACACUUGCUGAUGUUGCUGUCAUUGCUCAGACUUACACUGACUUGACUGGAGGUGCAUGCGCAAUUGGAGAGCAGCCAAUCAAAGGGUUAAUUAAUCCAAAGGCAAUGGCACGAUUGGCUGUUGGAGAAGCACUCACAAAUCUAGUUUGGGCUAAGGUUACUUCUCUCUCUGAUGUUAAAGCAAGUGGGAAUUGGAUGUAUGCUGCCAAGCUUGAUGGGGAAGGAGCAGACAUGUAUGAUGCUGCCACGGCCCUUUCUGAAGCUAUGAUUGAGCUUGGUGUUGCUAUUGAUGGGGGGAAGGAUAGUCUGUCGAUGGCAGCUCAUGCAGCUGGUGAGGUUGUUAAGGCUCCAGGUAAUCUUGUUAUCAGUGUUUAUGUCACUUGUCCUGACAUAACAAAAACUGUAACGCCGGAUUUGAAGUUAGGAGAUGAUGGUGUAUUGCUUCACAUUGACUUGGCAAAAGGGAAGAGGCGGCUAGGGGCAUCCGCUCUUGCACAGGCAUUUGGCCAAGUUGGAGAUGACUGUCCUGAUCUUGAGGAUAUCUCUUACCUCAAGAGAGUUUUUGAGGGUGUCCAAGAUCUUAUUGAGGAUGAACUCAUCUCCUCUGGCCAUGAUAUAAGUGAUGGUGGGCUAUUGGUCUGUGCCAUGGAGAUGGCAUUUGCUGGAAAUUGUGGCAUUGUUUUGGACUUGGCUUCAAAUGGGGAGAGCCUUUUCCGAACACUCUUUGCUGAAGAGCUUGGUCUUGUUCUUGAGGUUAGCAGGAAGAACAUAGAUACUGUAAUAGAAAAGCUCAAGAGGGUAGGUGUUUCUGCUGAUAUAAUUGGACAAGUGACUGCCUCGCCCUUGAUACACCUGACAGUUGAUGGGGAAACUUAUCUGAAUGAGGAGACUUAUUUCCUUAGAGAUAUGUGGGAGGAAACCAGUUUUCAACUGGAAAAGUUGCAAAGACUAGCUUCCUGUGUGGACUCAGAGAAAGAGGGUUUGAAGUUUAGGCAUGAACCUUUCUGGAAGUUAUCAUUUGUUCCUUCCUUUACGGAUGACAAAUAUAUGACUGCAACUUCAAAACCAAAAGUGGCUGUGAUCCGAGAGGAAGGGAGCAAUGGUGACAGAGAGAUGGCUGCGGCACUUUAUGCUGCUGGUUUUGAACCCUGGGAUAUUACAAUGUCAGACCUUUUGAAUGGAGCCAUCUCCCUUAAUGAAUUCCGUGGAGUUGUUUUUGUGGGAGGUUUUAGCUAUGCUGAUGUCCUUGAUUCUGGUAAAGGCUGGUCUGCUUCCAUAAGAUUCAAUCAACCGCUUCUAAAUCAAUUUCAGGAGUUCUACAAGCGACCUGACACUUUCAGUCUUGGUGUUUGCAAUGGGUGUCAGCUUAUGUCUCUUUUGGGAUGGGUUCCAGGCCCACAAGUUGGAGGUGCACUUGGUGCUGGGGGGGACCCAUCACAACCAAGGUUUGUUCACAAUGAGUCUGGUCGGUUUGAAUGUCGCUUUACAAGUGUGGCAAUAAAGGAUUCCCCUUCCAUAAUGUUGAAAGGGAUGGAAGGUAGUACAUUGGGCGUGUGGGCUGCCCAUGGUGAGGGAAGAGCAUAUUUCCCAGAUGAUGGUGUUCUUGAUCGUGUGGUUCAUUCAGAUUUGGCCCCAGUUAGAUAUUGUGAUGACGAUGGCAAUCCAACGGAAACUUACCCUUUCAAUGUGAAUGGUUCUCCCUUAGGAGUAGCAGCAAUUUGUUCUCCUGAUGGGAGGCAUCUUGCAAUGAUGCCUCAUCCUGAACGUUGCUUCUUGAUGUGGCAGUUCCCAUGGUAUCCCAAGCACUGGGAUGUGGAUAGUAAAGGCCCCAGCCCAUGGUUAAAGAUGUUUCAGAAUGCCAGAGAAUGGUGCUCAUAAGACAGUUUGUCUGAUGGGCAGAGUGGUAUUGCAUCAUCAAUUUGAUGGCAUGCCUAACCUUUUGAAGUCGGGAAGUGGCUUGGCUAAUAAUUGUAUCCAAAGCUUCAGGCUGGGCUUAAGUUUCUCCACCAAAAAUAUACACACAAAGGUUUCAAUGGACUCAGGUACCAAAAGUUCUUUUUUGAGUUUCAUGUUGUUCCCUUCAAUAGGUUUUGGUUUUUUUCUUUCAUUAUGUAUUCUCGCCAAAUGACUAAGGCACGGUUUUAAUUAAUACUGGUGGAGUUUUUUAUUUCCUUUUCCUGUACUUUCUAUUGGUGGGGCAGCAUAAAUAGCUUAUCAAUUUCUUACACUGUUGUUGCACUGAUAUACUAUCCUGUAGUGCCAUUUUUCCUGUUUAAAAAGCAUGGCACAAAUUGUUUGCGCAAUUGUUCAUGUUAUUAUAAGCCAAGUUGGAGUUGUCAAAGAAAUUGCAGUCUGCCAACUGAAUAUUGUAUAGUGUGUACAUUUUUAUAUUCACAGAAUAAGUGAACUAAAACAGUUUUCACAA